UGACGUUUUAAUUGUGACAUUGACAGUUUGAAUAUUUAUUAUUUUUAUGUUUUUGUAGGUGGAGAUGUAUUUUAAAAGUUCACUGAAAAGCAAAUUUUUAAAUAAGUAAUCACUACCAAAACAUACGAUAAUGUCUUCUCCACCACCUACCAAACCUCCACGAGGUGUUAAACAGGGUAAAGAAACGAGUGGGUUGCUCAUGUCAGUGAUCCGUACUUUAUCGGCGAGUGAGACAAAUGAGCAGAGGGAGAAAGAGAGAGCUAAAUUGGAGAAGGAGUAUAAGAAGAGUGAUGCAAGACUUGAUGAGCUUGUAGCUGCUCAUGCUCAAGAGAUGACUGAUGUUAUGCAAAAGUUUAGUGCAGUAAGCACAGCGCUGGGCGCUUGGGGCCAGCACUGCGCCGCAGCGGAAGCCCGCCUGGGCGCGUGCCGUGCACUUCUGCGCGUGCGCCGGGACGACCUGCGCCGGCUGUGGGCGGACGCCCGGACACACCACCACGCGUUGAGGAUGCUUACUGACAUUGAGCGUGUGGUGGUGUCGGAGCGGGAGGCGCGCGAGCUGGCCGCGGCGGGGCGGGUGUUGGCCGCUGCGCACGCGCUGCAAGCCGCACUGCUGACGGCGCGCACGGAGCUGCCACACGUCCACGCGCUGUCGGCCACCACUGCCCAUCUGGAGGCCAAGAAGAAAGAGUUGGUGGACAUCAUAGUCCGUCGUAUCAGCGAGGCGGUUUAUCGGGAUGAACGUGCUCCGCUUAGCCGCAGAGUGUCAGCCAGGCGACGCACAGCCUUAUUGCUGGCCGAACUAACAAAGAGCGAAGAAGUAACAGAUGCAUACCUCCAAGACAUAACUCCGGAAUUCGAGGCAUCGCUGACUGAGGAGGAUAAAACCUUCGAGACCACUGUCAUGAUAUCCCUGGAGGCUCUCGGAGUUCUGGAACAGCUGAAAGAGGCUACUGAGAAAUUCAAGGUCCAAAUACAGAACGAGCUUUUAGAAGUUAUCGACUCGGUGUCCCGUCGUAUAAUCGAAGACGUAGAAAUCGAAGUGGACAUCGAGGGGGAAGAAGACGGUGAGAUGUUCGAGGCUGAAGGAGUGACAGAGAUGGGUAGGCCGCUGGCGAGGCUCGUGAGCUGUUUAGCCGAGGAGUUCAAAGCUUGUGGCACUAGGAACAAACGGCUUCUGCAACUGUGGCGCGCCGCGUUGCAGAAGCACCGCAUAUCAGAGCAGUGCCUUCACACCGAGCAGAACUACUGGAGCGCAGUGCAGCAAGUCAUGCAACUACUUCUAACGGAGUACUUAGAGAUAGAGAGCGUGAAUUUAGCUGCACAGCGAUCUAGCGGCAACGCGUCAGAUAGUGGCGCGACUGAACUAAGAUUGUCCGAUUACUUCGCGAAGAAACGACCGCAGAGACGUAGGGAUAAGCUGUUUAAACUCGCUGCAGCGACCCCCCCUGCGGACGCCGUGCUGUCGCGCAGGCAGCGCUACCCGCUCGUGUGCCGCCCGCAGCCCGCACUGCUGCACGCGGUGCUGCCAGCCCUGCACGCCCUGUGCGCGCAUCUGGAACGCCCCGGCGGCGGAGAAUGUUCGCUUCGCGCGUUCAUAUCGGACUACGUGCGGUGGGGCGAGAGCGAGCGAUUAUUGCGUCACACUCGCGCACUCAUCGACGCGGCGGUUAAGGCGCCUUCCGCUUGGCGGGAGCGGUCUAUGCCGCCGGAGAACACCGGGCGCGGGCGCGCCGUGUUCGCGUGCUGCGCGGAGGCGUGGGGCGCGCUGCGCGCGGCGGCGCUGGCGGCGCGGCGCUGCGGCGGCUGCGGCGGCGGCGCGGCGCUGCGCGUGCUGAGCGCGGCGCUGGACGCGCUGGCGCAGCACGCGCGCGCCGCGCACGCCAAGCUGGCGCCCGCCGGGCCCGCGCGCGCCGCCCGCUGGCUGGCCGACGACGACAUCGUGCGCUUCCUGCAGGCGCUGCCCAACUACCGCGCCGCCGUCGACCACUCGCACUACACCGACAAGGAGCUCAAACAAGCUUACGAACGUGAAGCGGAGAUCCUCGGAACUAGUUUAGGUGAUGGGGAGGUUUCAAAACGGGAAAUAGUUGCAGAUAUCAACACGCUUGUGGACUUGGCGUUACUCUGCGAGAGCAUGGAUUGGCUAAGCACGAACAUAAAAACGAUUCCGGCUAUAGUAAGCGCCCCUUCCGGAUUCGGCGCGGGCUUGAAGCUGAACGAGAAGUUCCACGCGUACAUAGCCUCGGCUGCGAGGAACUUCGAGAGCAUCGCGCACAAGUGUCUUUUGUUCCUGCAUCUAGAGAUGCGGAUCGAAUGCUUCCACUACCUGGGGCAGGAGGAGAAGGUGGAAGGUUCAGAGAGCUCCGAACAGUCGGGUGGAGCGGGUGGUGCCUCGCGCCUCGCUCACCGCCUGCUGGCUUUCCACGAACAUGCCUCGGCUUUACUGGCAGACUCGGCUUUGGCGUACAUCAUGAGCGGCGUGGGCGAGAUGAUGUCGGCGGCGGUGGUGUGGCGCUGGCAGAGCGCGGCGGGCGCGGGCGCGGGCGCGGAGGCGCGGCUGGCGGCGCUGCGCCACUGCCUGGCCGCGCUGGCGCUGCCGCACGACGGCCUGCACGCCGCGCACGCCUACCUGCACCUGCUGGCCUGCUCGCCCGAGGAGAUCAUAACAUCGGUGCGCGAGAAGGGCCCGCAGUUCUCGGAGCUGGAGUACCUCAACGCCUUCAAGGUGAUCGGCGCGCGGCGAGGCCUGGCGCCCGCCGACAUGCGCGCGCAACUCAAGCAGCUGUCCGCGGCGCUGGGCCACGUGGGGGUCACUGUUUAAACCUCCCCCUAUAGUGAAAAGGGGUUUAGGCCGCCAUCCACCACGCCGUCAAAAGUACCAUCUAUGUGCCUAUUUGACAUGACUUGACUUUACUUAACUUGAGUAAUCACACUUAGCACUAUACAAAAUAGAUGGUGUCCCAGUUUCAAAUGAGCUUGUAGCGUAUGUCUGCUAUAUAAACCAAAUUUUUAUUAGUUCUUCAUAGUUUAUAACAUUCAGUAGCCUUAGUAUGAGAUUUGCUCAUUGCAAUCAAGGAAUCGUUUUCGAUUGUGUAAAUACUUGAACAUCGGAGUAAAAUGGACCAAGUUUGUAUUAGAUUAAAGCUCAAACUUACCUACAAUUCUUUAAGUCCGGUUUUGAUGAAACGAUUGAAAAAACGAAUUUCCUGAAAUACAGGAUUAGCGACUCUAAAACGAGGGACAUUAGGAAAAUUUUACUUUGACCAUAUAGAGUUUCAUACUCGAAAACAACUUUUUCAUUGUGUGCUUGCAAAUCUUGUACUAAGGCUUCAAGUCGCCGGGAAUUUCGUUCUUAUCUAACAAUAUGUUUAUAUAUAUAUAUACAAGUUUUAACAUUAAAAAGCUGUAUUAUAAAGUCGUAAUUUGUUGCAUAGGUAAUCUUAGUACUAUGUAUUAUUUAA
Messenger RNA from Pararge aegeria (speckled wood butterfly), 3461 nucleotides. It is a transcript of the gene Sec8, whose product is annotated as exocyst complex component 4. Gene Ontology annotation, biological process: exocytosis; chemical synaptic transmission; Golgi to plasma membrane transport. The transcript has 17 exons. Lineage: Eukaryota; Metazoa; Arthropoda; Insecta; Lepidoptera; Nymphalidae. Gene Ontology annotation, cellular component: synapse; growth cone membrane; exocyst. The record is from RefSeq and is a predicted model, not a curated record. The coding region runs from base 131 to 2821 and encodes 896 amino acids.